AUGGCGUACCUGGACGGUAUUUUACAUUUAUUUAUAGUAAAUCAUGACGAGAAUUCACAAAGAAUUUUGCAAAACAACAGAAUUCAGCGACAAAUGAGGGAUGCAAGUAAUCCUUUUCAUUUACCAGACAGAUUAUUUUUAAAACUGUUUAGGCUUGACAAACAAACAACUCUAGACUUCAUCGACAGUAUCAGAGAUCAUAUGGCUCAGCCAUUAAAAGGAUCAAAAGUUCCAGUUCAUUUAAGGGUACUAACAGCUAUGCAUUUUUUUGGACACGGUUCGUACCAAACGGGAACUGGCCUUCAACAUCCCUUGGCAGUUAGCCAACCUACAGUCAGCAGAUGCAUAGCUGAAGUCUCUGAUGUCAUUACUAGAUUUUUGCUCAAUAGAUGGGUAAAAUGGCCCCGAACUGAUGACGAAAAAAAUAGCGUGAAACGAGGUUUUAGACUGCUCGAACCACGUUUGCAUAAUAUGCUAGGUGUUAUAGACUGCACGCAUAUUAAAAUUAUUGCACCAUCAGAAGAGCAUCCGGUACAUCCAGCUGGACCUUAUUAUUGCAGAAAGGGAUAUUACAGCAUAAAUACCCAAAUAAUUGCGGAUACCAAUCGCAUUAUAAGAGCAAUCAAUGCCAGGUUUCCUGGAUCGGUACAUGAUGCAGCUAUUUGGUCGAUGUCUGCCGUUAAAAGGAUUUUACAAAAUAAUUUUGUACAGCGCAAUGACGAAAAUUAUUUACUUGGGGAUUCUGGUUAUCCUUUGGAACCUUGGCUGUUGGUUCGAUAUCCUCAUGUAAUACCAGGUUCACCAGAAGAAAAUUUUAACGCAACUUUGUCAAGAAUUCGAACUAUAAUAGAGCAUGUUAACGGUUUAUUAAAAUCAAGAUUUCGAUGUUUACAUGAACACCGAGCUCUUCACUAUAACCCACGUAGAGCAGCUAAAAUUAUUUAUUCUUGUGCGGUUUUACACAACAUAUGUAGAGAAAGAAAUGUACCGGAACCACCAAACGAGGAUUUUCCUCCUGUGCCCCCAUUGCGAGACAAUCAAGAUGUACAUCAGAUUCCCAGAAACAAUGACUGGUAUCGUUUGGGUGAAAGAUUACGACAAAAUAUAGUAGAGACUCAUUUCCAAAAUUAA
Molecule: messenger RNA, 1131 nt
Organism: Zophobas morio
Lineage: Eukaryota; Metazoa; Arthropoda; Insecta; Coleoptera; Tenebrionidae
Product: putative nuclease HARBI1
Exons: 2
Coding region: 1-1131 (376 amino acids)
Source: RefSeq, a predicted model, not a curated record